Messenger RNA from Porites evermanni, 6418 nucleotides. NCBI's taxonomy places the organism in Eukaryota, Metazoa, Cnidaria, Anthozoa, Scleractinia, Poritidae. The record is from the annotation of a GenBank genome assembly.
AUGAGAAGGACUGGAGCAAGUGACUGGUCCGCCAUCUUGGACAGAAACAACAUGGCAGAGACAACUCAAAUGUUGUCAUUUCAUGAGCUGUUUUUUAAUGUAGACAAUGGAUAUCUUGAAGGAUUGGUCAGGGGAUUUAGAUCAGGGGUCCUAACUCAAAGUGAUUACCUUAAUUUAUCGCAGUGCGAGACCUUAGAAGGCAAGUGAUGUCCAUGUUUAAAAUUAGCUCUCUUGUGAUGAUUCAGAGUUCCGGCCUGCUUUUAGUUAAUGAUGAUAAUUAUUUGGUUCUCUUUACUCUUAAAAAAUCAAAAUAUUUAGAAUUUAAUUUAGUAGUUUUUAUCGAAAUAUGUCUCAAGACCAGCUACGGUUACAUUUCUCAAAUGCCAUGUCCUUCAUACAUGUCCUUCAACUCCGAUUAGUUUUACUUCUUUCAUGAAAAAUAGGUUAGUUCGGGUGAUUUUCUGGAAUCGGGUCACCUUUGUAAAAAAUCAUUUCUUGGAUUAAAACUCAACCUUUCUUUCUAUCCUUUAAUAUUUGUAGAAUGUUCUCACUUGACUUUGUAUGUUGCUCUAAACAUCUUUGUUGUUGUAUCACUAAUUAUUAUUUGUUGUUGUUAUUGUUAUUAUUAUUAUUAUUAUUAUUAUUAUUAUCAUCAUUAUCAUUAUUAACAUUAUUAAUAUGGUUGUCUUUAUGUAAAGACGUGUUAUUGACAACACCUUCAACUGGAUCAUGUGUACAAUGGUAACUCUAAAGUUAAGAUGGCUCUCCUUUUUGUCAUGUUUCAGACUUAAAGCUUCACUUACAGAGUACAGAUUAUGGAAAUUUCCUUCAAAAUGAAGCUGGCCCUUUGAAUGUGUCAGUGAUUGAUGACAGACUCAGAGAGAAGUUGGUUACUGAAUUUAGACAUCUUCGUAAUCAAGCUUUGGAACCGAUGGGAACUUUUAUGGAUUUUAUUACGUAAGUAAAGCAGACCAAGACUUAAUGAGAAAAUCAGGUAGCCCAAUGAAAGGCAAGAUGUUGCUUUGGUGUACUCAGCUUGCAAUCUGAGCUGCUUGGUCAAAAUUUAGUCUUUUUGCUGUAAAAUCAUUUGCCUAUCAUUAGGCAGCUUCAGUGUGAUGAAGCACUAACUUUAAAUACCCUCACUUAAAGGAGCACCGAUGGAGAGAGGGGGUAAAAUGAGUGUACUGUCAAUCCCAAGUUUAUCAUUUUAAUUACUGUCAUGAGGUAUGACGUAAAAUAUGGUUGCUUUACCUUUACCUUUAGGUUUGACUGUACCAUGUUUUCCUGUAUGAAGUUUUAGGUUCGUGAAUUUAAUGGUACAUGAAAUCUGUUUGUAAACUGGUUGAUAUUCUUUUGAUAAUCUUGGAGUGCAGACAGAGUCCUAUCAUCUUCAGUGUUUGCCAUACAGAGUCUUUCAAAUUGCUUACACAGACUAACUAUAAUUCAUUGACUUUAUCAUUGUAGCUAUAGUUACAUGAUUGAUAAUAUCAUCUUGUUGAUCACUGGAACUUUGCAUCAGCGACCAAUCACAGAGCUAGUUCCCAAGUGUCAUCCUCUUGGUAGCUUUGAGGAGAUGGCUUCCAUAAACAUUGCUUCCACACCAGCUGAACUCUACAAUGCCGUUAUGAUUGACACUCCUCUAGGUUGGUCAAAAUAUUGUUACUUUAUCAUUAAGCUGCAUUUUUUGUGACAAGGAGUUCCUUUUCAGUGAAAACUUGCCCCUGUAAAAGUAGCUUUAAACACCAGGCCACAGUUGUUCAAUCAUUGGAUAGUGCUAUCCAUCAGAUAUAUCACUAUCCAAUGGACAGUGCAAUAUUGGUUUCCCUAAUACUUACCCACUAGAUAGUGAUUUAUCUGAUGGAUAGCGCUAUCCAAUGAUUGAACAACCCCAGGCCAGGUGUCUAUCUCACAUUCUAUAUUUGAGCUAUUUUGAAAAAAUAGCUCAUAUGUCAGUGGUGUGAGCACAUGUAUCUUUGUGGCUUUGUAACUUUGUAUCUUUGUAACUUUGUAUGUUGGGAUGUUUGUUGCAAGAGCCAAUAAGGUUGAAGUUACUAUGAGUUGAUGCUUAGGAACCAAUGAGAUCUUGGCAUCUAUUUAAACAUGGCAUUGGUAAAGGUCGAACAAGGGCACUUUGAGACCGCCAUCUUGAUCCUUCACAAUUUUUUCGUCUUUUAUUACGGGUACAGGCAUUACAUAAAAUAUCUUCAUGAUUCAAACGCUGUGAACAGUGAUGCAACUGUUUAAGGGUUCAUAUUUAAGUGUGGAUGCUGCUUCAAGGCAUUUCUGACCUAAUUCGGCUAUCGGUACAACGCACGUCAGUGUGAGUUCUAUUUCACCUGCUACAACUGGGUAGAGUAUAAAAGAUCAUAUAUUUUCAAAUCUCUUCCAAUGAAGCAAUAAUUGAUAUUUAGAUAUGGACUUUUAUUCGAAAGUAUGCGCCCUAUAAAAUGUGGUUUUAGAAGUUUAAAAGGCAGCUUAUUUUUUUGAAAGCUGUAUCGAGUAUUGUUAAUCCUGUAAACAAGCUUUAAAAAUAUUAUUCUCUCGCUUAGAAAGUUCAACCGACCUUUUUUGUUCUAUUUAGUAAAGAUGCAUAACUUAAGUAGAAACAGUGGCGUUAGGGAAUAAAAUUUGAGGAAGCUAGUUGACACAAUAAUCAUAAUAUAAGUAGAAAUAUAUUUCGGCAGUUUGAUAAUUUUCUUGGAAGUUAAUAAAUGUUAGGCUAUCAACCUUGACCUUGCAUGAAACAUAAUUUAAUUGCAGAUAUUGUAGUAAAGCGGAGGUGAUUUCUUAAAAUCGUUUAAGAAAAUUUUGUAACAUCUUCACAUGCAAAUUGUGUGCAUGAGUUAUUUUUAUAAUUCUGUUUACUAGAUUACUGUGUGAUAACUCAAAUUCCCUCACGUACGAACGAAGAAAGGGGGCAAAGUCCGACACUUUCACGUGCCAGCUGUGUGACUGUUCAUCACAUGCAGAUUGGCUUUUCACAAUAAUAAUAGUAACUUGGACGUAUGAAGACCUGUUUCAUUUAGUAACCAAUGCCUUAAAAAACGCUCUUGUCUUUUAGGAAGCAAUAGCUUUUAAAACAUGACGAAAUAAGUUGUCGGAGUUAAAGACUGUUUCACUGAGUAGAAUCGCACGUGAAAACCCCGUGAAUUAUGAUGAUGCAACCAUCUACCACAAUGAUAAAAAUCCUGGUAUUUCGUAACUAUUCAGUAUUUGAUGAGUCACAUUUUGGCUUAAGAAACUCCGAGGAAACCUUAGAGUUUUCCUUCUAAUCAACGUUUGGUGAGUAGAAAUUUAUUUCACUUUAACAAUUUGUUUAACUUGCACCAGAUGUAACAGGGAAAGACAGAGGAAAGUGGAUAUAUAGCUUGAGGAUCGACUCAGCUGAGCGUUUCGUGUUUUCAUUUUGUACCGCAAUACGCAAUUUCGCACAAAAACCUAAUCUACAUUUAGGAUGAAAGAGGUAGAUGGAUCACUCUUGGUAAGGCUACACCGAAGCACUAAAGUUACACUGAAGCAUUCAAAAUAGCUCAUGCACGUUUAACGUGCCUAUGUUUUACAUUUUGUUGAAAGUUUAUUUUCAUUUACUUUGAACUCAUUAUUAUGUCACCAUGUGAUGCUGUUUUUUAUAGAUUGUCCUUUGCUAUCUCGUUGUAUAAUUUUAUUAUGGAUCCUUCCUCUUUCAAAACAGAGAAUAAAAAAUAAUGUUACAACAAAAUAUGUGAGAGCCUGUGCCAAGUCAUUGUAUUAAGAAAAUUGCUAACUCUUACUUUUUUUAUAGCCCCCUUUUUUGUGGAAUGCAUUUCAGAGCAGGACUUAGAUGAGAUGAACAUUGAAAUUAUAAGAAACACUUUAUACAAGGUAACUUUGAGUUAUAAUAACAAAAUAAAAUUAUAUCUAUUGUCUUCUCUAUGGUACAUAAUGUAAAGUAGUGGUAACCAUGGAGAUCAGAGGUCAAGUUGCCUGAAAGUCAUCUCGCCCCAAGUUAUGACCCCCUAAAACCAGAGUUACAUUGUAUGUUGCCUAAAAUCUACAGUUAUGUCACUCAAAAUUUUAUCAGGUGUAACACAUGGUGAAAUACUUUUAAGUUAAAGAGUGUGUAAUAUAUUUCGUUGUUUAAACCAGCAUGAGACCAAACAGGUGGGAUAAAUAAGUUAUAUGAUGAAAAUAUAUCUUAUUAUUUAAGCCUUUAGUUCUUGUUAGAAGCAAACUUAUUAAUGGGACUGAAAGUUUAACAUGAUUGUGUAAAAUGUACAAAAUUAGCAAUAUUUAUUUUUAUCUUUAUCUUUUACUUGAUAGGCUUAUCUUGAAGGGUUUUACAAGUUCUGUGAAGAUUUAGGUGGAACAACAGCAGAUGUAAUGUGUCCCAUCCUUCAAGUAUGUGUUUUCUUUUUUCAGUUGACUUGAUUGGUUUGUUGGGCUCUCAGUAACGUUCAAACUGGUCAUCUUUCAGGGUUGGAUACAAGGGAUGCAUGUAUCAUGCUAUGUCUAUUAAUUAGUAAUAACAAUAAUAAUAGAGUGGCCAACUUUCAUCACUUGCAGCAAAUAGCUGAAUGUAAAAGCGUACUAUAUAUGCUGCUGCUUCAGUCCAUGUUUGAUCGCACCUUGCCCACACCCAGACCAAUAAUGGCACAUGACAGAUAGACCAUGACACUGGGGCCUACAGUACGUCCGUUACUCUUUUUGAACAAUGUCACAUUUUUUUUUCCUGUACAUCUCCUUCCAACUGAUGUGUAAGGUUGAAGGAGAUACAGCCAACAGCUAAACGUCACUGCCCAAUAACGCGAUCAACUGAACUGAGAAAGGGGUUUUAGUCACAACUAGCAUGAUCUCACCAGUUAUUUAAGGACCUUUGUUGGUGGUCCAGCCAGGCUUUGAACUCACAGCCUCCUGCUCAGCAGACUGACACUCUUCCAACUGAGCUAACCUGACUGCACUUUAAGCCAAUGUCAUUGCCGUCUUUCUAUCCCUUGAGGCAAAUCAUUUUAAGAACUGUUUACCAUGAUGGAAAAAGAAAGCACCAACACAAAACAAUGUAUUUUAGUUAAUCUAGUAUUCAGCAUUCAAUGCAAACUGUAAGAUAUUACUGGUGGGAAGAACAACAGGAAUGAACUCAGCUCAUUUUUGUUGUUGGUUUCAGUUUGAAGCUGAUCGUCGCGCUUUCAUCAUCACUAUCAACUCCUUUGGUACUGAACUUGGUAAAGAUGAUCGCAAUAAGCUGUAUCCCAAAUGCGGGAAACUUUAUCCAGAAGGGCUUACAAGACUGGCCAAGGCAGAUGAUUACGAACAAGUUCGAGCUGUAGCUGACUACUAUUCUGUACGUAGAACUUAACACUUUUGUUAAAUAAAUAAAAUUAAUAUUAUUUUUGUCAUUGUUAGCCUCCUAACAGUUUUUGUCCAUGAAAAUCAGAUUGGCUACUGGGGCUCAUAAAUGGAUCAUUGUGUUAAUCAAAGAUAAAGCUUUUAAAGUGCCUUGGGAGUGAUAAGAUGUUUUGUGAUAGUUUUAUUCAAAGAGCAAUUUUUAAAAUCCUUUUAAUUCACUUAAGAACACAUACUUGUUUUGUUGGCAGUCAUACCCUUUCUAGUUACUUUAAAAGGAAGACUUGACAGGUAUAAAGUACAACUUUUAUAAAUUACUGAGAAAAAGUAAACUUCCACCUGUUUUUUAAUGGUGUAUGGUUUUGUUGCAGGACUAUAAAUCUUUAUUCGAAGGAGCUGGGACAAAUCCUGGUGAAAAGACGCUUGAAGACAAGUUUUUUGAACAUGAGGUUAACAUCAAUUUUUAUCCUCUUGUACUUAAAUUUGGCUCAAUUGCCCGGAGGCAGUGUUGAAGCAAAUACUGCUUUUUAUUAUGUAGUGUUAUGAAAGCUUUCGGCAGUACUGUCAGACUGCAAUACUCAGGGUCAGAAUGGGUAGAAAAAGGGGACAGACAGAAUUUCAGCAAAGUCUGUCUUCUAGAGCCUUACUUUCUAGAUACAAUAAUUAUUGCUGUCAUAGUUUUCUGGACCCACUCUUGGUCAGUGAGACAAACAUACUGGUAAGAAUAUCAGCUUCCUGAAGGGUAACAAAAAUCUUUCAUAUACGAACCUGUUAUUUUUGCCAGGCUGAAUGGCUUCUGAUAUUUUUGGGUAUUUUAUUGCCAAAUAUUAUUAGAGACUUUAGGUCCUGCACCCUAUACCUUCACCCAUUAUUGAUUAGAGUUGUGACAGAAGGCAGUCAUCCUUUUUUUUUCAAAUCUUGUAUUGUUUUUUUGCAGGUGAAGAUGAACAUACUAUCAUUUCAGCAGCAGUUCCAUCUUGGAGUAUUUUACGCUUAUGUCAAACUGAAAGAGCAGGAAUGCAGAAAUAUUGUGUGGAUUGCUGAAUGCAUUGCACAGAAAAAUAAGUCCAAAAUUGACAACUACAUUCCCAUAUUCUAA